Dicentrarchus labrax (European seabass) is the source of this 1820-nucleotide messenger RNA. It is a transcript of the gene creg1, whose product is annotated as cellular repressor of E1A-stimulated genes 1. NCBI's taxonomy places the organism in Eukaryota, Metazoa, Chordata, Actinopteri, Moronidae. The transcript has 5 exons. The coding region runs from base 84 to 701 and encodes 205 amino acids. The record is from RefSeq and is a predicted model, not a curated record.
CUCAGACCGGAUCUCUGCCUGUUGUUUAUAAAACUGACCUCCGCGUUCUCUCACCGACCCUCCUCUGAACUCUCAACCCGACCAUGAGCGCCUCUCUGCGGGCUCAGUGUGUGCUCCUCCUCGGCCUCCUCUGGGGCUCCCUCUCCUCGGCCUCCUCCUGCCGCCUCCGGAUCCCCCCCCACGACCAGGUGGCCCGGGUCGCCCGCUUCGUCGCCCACCAGUGCGACUGGGCCUCCAUGGCCACCAUCUCCACCCACAAGCCGGUGGUCGGGCAGCCGUUCUCCAACGCCUUCUCGGUGAGCGACGGGCCCGAGGGCUCCGGCUCCGGGGUGCCCUACAUGUACCUUACCCGUAUGGAGAUCUCUGUGCAGGACCUGGAGGUGAACCCUCAGGCGUCUCUCUCCAUGUCUCUGGCUCAGACUGAGUACUGCAGACAGCAGGGCUUCGACCCUCAGAGUCCGCUCUGUGCUCACAUCAUCCUGUCUGGAUCUGUGCUGGAGGUGAACGGGACGGAGGCAGAGUUUGCUAAGAAAGCUCUGUUCAGUCGACACCCCGAGAUGAUCGACUGGCCGUCUGAUCACAACUGGUUCUUCGCCAAGUUCAACAUCACACAGGUGUGGGUGUUGGAUUAUUUUGGCGGGGUGAAGACCGUCACUCCGGAGGAAUACUUCCAGGCAACGCUGCACAGGAAGCCCCAUUGACGAUCAGAGCCGCUGGGAGGACGACGGCGUACGGCGGCGGCAGUGGCGAGGAACGAUCAGCUGCUCCUCUCUCUCUACUACAGUGAACGUGGAGCUGCUGUUCAUAAAGUUUAAUUCAUCAAUAAUCAAUCAAUGAACAAUAUUUCAGUUUGCUUGAAUGAAACUUUAAACAUUUAGAGACAAAUAUCUUUAAUCUCCUCUCAGAUUAAUGGAAAUAAAUAGUUAAAUUAGAGUUAAAAUAUUCUAAUGACGUCACAGUAUUUAACUACAUAAUCAAUACUGCAGCGAUCUGAUCAGCUUUUGGUUUAUAUAUAAAACGUAAAUGUGUGAUAGUGUGAAAUAAUAUGAGCAGUUUGCCCACUGGAGGGAGCUGCUGAGUUUCUGAUCGGACAGAUGUGUCUGUGAUUUCACUCAGCUUUGAUCAAUAAUAUUAGUAUUUAACUUUCUCUCUUUUAAAGGUUAAAAUCAAAAUAAAAGAAGUGCCUUUGUACAGUUUUAUAUAUUUUCUAUCACUGGAAAUGCACUUUAAUAAACACUUUAAUGUAUCUGAACUUUUCACACCAAACUCCAUUCAAUAAAAAUAGGAUUUAAGGUGUGAAGUUUGAGUGACUUUAAAUAUUACAGGAGCAGGUUGAUAUACAGAUUCAUUUAAUUUAGUUUAAAUUAAAUUAAAAAGACCCACAGGAUCAAUGUGUGUCAUCACAACUACAUCUCCCAUGAGUCUCAGCUGUUAAACCUCCUGGGAGUUGUAGUAGAACAAACUCAAGGUCCACUUACGAGCUUUCAACCACAUCUCACUCUGUUAGUGGAUCAACUUUAUUUAGUAAGUGGACCUUGAGUUAAGUUUAUUAAAUAAAUGUUAUAUUUUUAAUCAAAUGAUAAAGUGUUGACAGAUUAAAGCUUUAGUUUCUUAUUUAACUUCAGAUAUGGACAGAAAGGGCGGGGCUUAUCCACGGCGGUGGGCGGGGUUAUCCACUAUUAUUUUAAUGCUUCUUGUUGCUGUGAUACCUGAUCAAUGAUAAAUGGAAACAGAUGUUUUCAUAAUUUCCCAAUAAGAUUUAUUUUGGACAAAAUAUUAAUGGAUUAUUUGUAUAAAUAAAGUUUUUUGAAAAAUCUAAA